CCCAACUGGCAGGGACAGCUGCAGACAGGGGCCGCCGCACCAGCUUUGUUCCCAGGGUGGUGCCCGCUUUCCAUCCAGGCCCCACUCCGGCUUCCACGCAACGCUGCCUCCCUUCCUGGGCUCAGUGAGAAGCAGGAAAGUGGGUCCCACGCCAUGAGUGCCUAGAGCACAAGCCACCAGGGUCACCCCGCGUGGGGCGCGGGGCUCUGGGAGGAUGGGGCAGGACCAGACAAAGCAGCAGAUCGAGAAGGGACUCCAACUAUACCAGUCUAACCAGACGGAGAAGGCCCUGCAGGUGUGGACGAAGGUGCUGGAGAAGAGUUCGGAUCUUGUGGGGCGCUUCCGUGUGCUGGGCUGCCUGGUCACGGCCCACUCGGAGAUGGGCCGCUACAAGGAGAUGUUGAAGUUUUCUGUGGUCCAGAUUGAUACGGCCCGGGAGCUGGAAGACGCCAACUUCCUUCUGGAGAGCUACCUUAACCUGGCGCGCAGCAAUGAGAAGCUGUGUGAGUUUCACAAGACCAUAUCCUACUGCAAGACCUGCCUUGGCCUUCCCGGCACCAGGGCAGGGGCCCAGCUUGGAGGCCAGGUCAGCUUGAGCAUGGGCAAUGCCUUCCUGGGCCUCAGCGUCUUCCAGAAGGCCCUGGAGAGCUUCGAGAAGGCCCUGCGCUAUGCCCACAACAACGACGAUGCUAUGCUGGAAUGCCGUGUCUGCUGCAGCCUGGGCAGCUUCUAUGCCCAGGUCAAG
Carlito syrichta (Philippine tarsier) is the source of this 745-nucleotide messenger RNA. Its product is annotated as 43 kDa receptor-associated protein of the synapse-like. NCBI's taxonomy places the organism in Eukaryota, Metazoa, Chordata, Mammalia, Primates, Tarsiidae. The record is from RefSeq and is a predicted model, not a curated record. The annotation marks the transcript as partial. The transcript has 2 exons. Gene Ontology annotation, cellular component: synapse. Gene Ontology annotation, biological process: chemical synaptic transmission. Gene Ontology annotation, molecular function: acetylcholine receptor binding; protein-membrane adaptor activity.